Molecule: messenger RNA, 1242 nt
Organism: Parastagonospora nodorum SN15
Lineage: Eukaryota; Fungi; Ascomycota; Dothideomycetes; Pleosporales; Phaeosphaeriaceae
Exons: 2
Coding region: 1-1242 (413 amino acids)
Molecular function (GO): proline dehydrogenase activity; flavin adenine dinucleotide binding; L-pipecolate oxidase activity
Source: RefSeq, a predicted model, not a curated record
AUGGCUCAAGUUGCCUACAAUUUGGCACGCAAUCCUCUUUUGCUCGCGAUAGGAGCUCAAUUCGUCGCGCAGAUCGAUACGUCCCGCAUAAUUCGUCCCGACUACGCCGCUGCCCAUUACACACGCCUCGCGACCGUUGCGCAAAAACGUUGGCGAACAGACUUCGCACCAGAACAGUACCAUGAGGUGGGCCUCGCUGUGACGGCAUGGGGUCCCGAGCAGAAGUACGUGUCAGAGUCCCUGGCGAACGUCAAUGCUAUUGGUUCGGAUAAGACUGAGGUGCUGCGGUCACCAGAGGACAUCAGGCGAGUAUGUGGGCUAGAAGGGAAAGACGAAUGGGGCAGUGGCAGCACCGGAUAUGUCAACUGGAGCUCCGGUUGGGCAAACGCUGAAGGCGCAAUGAUGUGGCUCCGGGAAUUGGUCGAGAAACUGGGCAGGGUGAAGUUUGUGGAGGCGAGCGUGAAGAAGCUCCUGAUCGACCACAAGACCAGUACCGUAUCUGGCGUCCGAUUGAGCGACUCUACCGAACUGAAAGCAGACCUCACCAUCCUCGCGGCAGGCGCCUGGUCGGCCUCCCUCAUCGAUCUGCGCGGCAUCUGCAAAGCGACCGGCCAAGUCCUAUGCUACAUGCCCAUCUCCCCCUCCGAAGAAGCCGCACUCUCCAAGCGCCCCACGGUCCUCAACCUCUCCCACGGCCUCUUCAUGAUCCCGCCAUCCAACGGUCUGCUCAAAGUAGCUCGUCACGGCCAUGGCUACAUCAACCCUACAACCAUCCCCCAUCCCGAAUCCGAAGACCCCAACGAGACAAUCACGAUCUCCCUACCGUACACACACGUCGACGACCCAUCGCAACAAGUCCCGUACGAAGGCCAAAAACAAUGCCGCGACUUCCUCACCUCGAUCCAUCCCUCGCUUGCAACGCCGUCGCGUCCGUUCACAAAGUCGAAGAUAUGCUGGUACACGGAUACACGGAAUGGCGAUUUCUUGAUAUCCUACCAUCCGAAAUAUGAGGGACUGUUUGUGGCUACGGGCGGCUCGGGUCAUGGGUUCAAGUUUUUGCCGGUCAUUGGAGAUAGUAUUUUGGAAUGCAUUGAGGGACGAACGCCGGAGGAUUUCAAGGGGAAGUGGGAGUGGCCCGAGCAGAGGGUGCCCGAGGAGGAAUGGAAGGGGGAUGGGAGUCGGGGUGGACCGGUUGGGAUGGUUUUGAAGGAAGAGAUGGAGAAGAGUAGAGGAAAGUUGUAA